Messenger RNA from Gloeophyllum trabeum ATCC 11539, 918 nucleotides. RefSeq lists its product as uncharacterized. NCBI's taxonomy places the organism in Eukaryota, Fungi, Basidiomycota, Agaricomycetes, Gloeophyllales, Gloeophyllaceae. The coding region runs from base 1 to 918 and encodes 305 amino acids. The transcript is spliced from 10 exons. The record is from RefSeq and is a predicted model, not a curated record.
AUGGCCCUUCAAUAUGGUGCAAGAUUGGUCCUACAGGAUGGAGCUCCAGAUGCUAUGACUGGGGACAAGGCUUCCCAGUCCCAAUUCAGUCUUGAGCCAUGUCAAGGAGCUUGCUGGGUAUUUGGGUACAAUGGGUUGAUGAGGGCUAAGUAUUUGGGUGCAUCCUUGAGUUUGCAAAGCUAUACACAUGUUCUCAUGAUGGACAAUGCAUCAAACUGCAUUACAACUUCAAAUGAGCUUGCAAAGCUGGAAAUGUUCAUCUCCUUCUUCUUUAAGCAACACAAGUGUUGCAAGGGUAAUUCAGUUAUCCAUCUGGCACAUGAGGAAGAACUGAAUGAGGAGGAUCAAGAUCUUGCUACUCUCCAUAAAGGUGAACUCCUGGCAGGUGCUAGUCCAGAUCAAGAGGCACAUGAUGAACAGGUUGUAAUCUCUGCGGAGUCACAGAGCACCUUGAAGGAUUUCCCAAACGUCAUGGGUCUUUCCAAGAAGGUUCAUGACUCACCAACUUUGAAGGAGGCAUUUGACAAACUUGUGGAAGCUGAUAUCACCCUGAAGACUGAUUGCCUUAUGCUAGCGCGAUGCUGCCUGACUUACUGGAAUACCGAGCACAAAUCUACAAGCUACAAGCUCAAGUCACUUGUCUUAACAGAGGAUCAGUCUGCCCUUAUUCCAGAUCUUCUCGAUGUUCUUGAGAUAUUCAAUGCUCCUACAAAGCUAUUCUCAGAGAAGGCUGGUAAACAGAUGCCAUUGAUCAUAUAUAUUAUCCCUAUGUUUGAAGACAUGAUGCAGCAGCUGCAGUCUGUGCACCAGGAGCAUGAGAUUGCUGCUGUCCUUUGGGUUGCUGCUCAUGCUUCCUUGAAGGUUGUGCAGAAGUACUACUCACUUUCAUCUGACUGUCGGCCAUCUGUUUCUCAUUGA